AUGGAGAAGACCGAUGGAAUCAUGACACAAUCUACUAAGAGAAUUGAUAAGGUUGAGACGGCGGUAGUGGAGGUCACCACGAGAAUGGGGGCUUUGGAGCAUCAAAUGAGUCAAAUUGCCCAAGCCGUGGGCCAACUUCAUCAACCGGGGCAAUUCCCAAGCAACACCAUUCCUAACCCAAAGGAUUGCAAGGCUAUCAAUUUGAGGAGUGGAACAAGCUAUAAGAGCCCCCCUAUGCCCGAAAAGGAAGCUAUUGUGCAACCCGAAGAAGAAGAGACAAUAGAAGUGGAGGCAUCAACGAAGAGCCCACCAAAAGAUCAAGCCGAGACAAUAGUUCCUCCUAAGCCCACGGAAGUUAAACUUCCUGUCCCUCAAAUGAUGCAAAAGAAAAAGAAGGAUGAACAAUUUUCAAGAUUUUUGGAUAUCUUUAGGAAAGUUCAAAUUAACAUCCCUCUUGUUGAAGCACUUCAACAAAUGCCAAGUUAUGCAAAGUUCCUCAAGGAUGUGGUAUCACAAAAAAGGAAAUGGGGGCACUAUGAGACGGUCAACUUGACGGAGAGUUGCAGUGCAAUUAUUCAAAGGAAGUUGCCGGCCAAAAUGCAAGAUCCGGGAAGCUUCACUAUUGAGUGCACUAUUGGAAAUUGCUUUGUGGGGAAUGCCUUGUGCGAUCUAGGGGCUAGCAUUAAUCUUAUGCCAUUGUCCUUCUUCAACAAGUUGAAUAUUGGUAAAUUGAGAUCGACUAGCAUUACUUUGCAAAUGGCGGAUAGAUCGGUGGCAUAUCCCUCGGGCAUAGCAGAAGAUAUAUUGGUGAGGGUGAAUGAAGGAUAG
Salvia splendens (bonfire salvia) is the source of this 828-nucleotide messenger RNA. RefSeq lists its product as uncharacterized. Bases 1 to 828 code for a protein of 275 amino acids. The transcript has 2 exons. NCBI's taxonomy places the organism in Eukaryota, Viridiplantae, Streptophyta, Magnoliopsida, Lamiales, Lamiaceae. The record is from RefSeq and is a predicted model, not a curated record.